AACCAGCGGCAGAGGGCCCCUCCUCCUUCUCCCAUUGUUUUUAUUUCAUUCACCCACGCGACACCGCAGAAGCCACUACCCUUCUCUCUCACUCUAUUUGUACCACGCAAACGAAAGCCUCGUGACAAGAUUCACAGAACCUCACAAAGAAACGAGUUUUAGUCCAUUUAUUCCGUCCAGGCUCAUCAAAUCCAUGACCCUUUUCCGAUCCCUUUAGCAAUCACACAAAUUCACGCCUCCAGGACAUUCUUAUCAUCGAUCAGUCUGUUAUCCUUUUUUGACGGUGGCGAGAUUUCUGAGAAUGCUCAGGUUGUUGCGUCAGGGUCCAAAGCUAAGUUCAAUUGGAGAAGAGCGAAGGAUCCUGCUCAUCUUGUGAUUAGUGAUGAUAGUAAUGGAGAUCUUUCCAGAACUAGCAGUAGCUGCUUCUCUUCAAUGCCGGAUAUGGCUGAACGAGACCCUUCGUGCGUGUCAUGUACCACUUUCAAUAUUCUUGCUCCUAUUUACAAACGACUAGAUCCUCAGAAUCAGUGCCUCAGAGAAAGUGCCUCCAGAUCAUUAUGGUUGACCAGGAACCAAAGGAUUCUGGAUUGGUUGCUUUUUGAAUCAUCAUCGAUUAUGUGCCUCCAGGAAUUUUGGGUUGGAAAUGAAGAGCUUGUUCAGAUGUAUGAGGAGAGACUUGGGAAUGCAGGGUAUCUUCUCUUGAAGCUUGCUCGGACCAACAAUCGUGGCGAUGGUCUUCUGACUGCUAUACGCAAGGACUAUCUUAGAGUUGUGAACUAUCGAGAGCUGCUUUUCAACGAUUUUGGUGACCGUGUUGCUCAGUUAAUACAUGUUGAGUCAGUUGUCCCCUCUUCACAGAGUCAGAAGGGAUGUUUUCACCAAGAGUUUCUGAUUGUCAAUACACAUUUGUUGUUUCCUCAUGAUUCAAGUCUGUCUGUAGUGAGAUUGCAUCAGGUUUACCAAAUAUUGCAAAAUGUUGAAUUGUAUCAGAAAGAAAACAAGCUUGAACCCAUGCCUAUUAUACUCUGCGGUGACUGGAACGGAAGCAAGCGGGGGCAUGUGUACAAGUUCCUUAGGUCACAAGGAUUUAUAUCUUCAUAUGAUAUUGCUCAUCAAUAUACUGACAGUGAUGCAGAUGCCCACAAGUGGGUUAGCCACAGGAAUCAUAGGGGAAAUAUAUGUGGUGUUGACUUCAUUUGGCUUUGCAAUCCUAACAAAGCACGAAAACCCUUGAAGACAAGUUGGGCUGAAGCUCUAUUUAGUAUAAUAAAGUGCCAAUUAAGAAAAGCUUCAUUGUCAGAAGAUGAUGCAUUUGCCUUUUUGAAAGGUGACAACUGUAAUGAUUUUGUCACAUUCUGUAGUUUCUCUGAUGCUCUUCGUCAGGUGAAGUUAAUUGGUGUGCCUCAUGGAUUAUGCUUCCAAGAGUUAAAGGAUCUAUGGGCUGAAGCAGACAUUGAUGGAAGAGGUGUCCUUGACUUUGAAAAAUUCAAGCAGAAGAUUUGGAAUUCUACAUGGUCAGAUAACAUGUUGGAAAGUCAUAGUAAUGGGUGUCUGGAGGAUGGAAACACAGAAUCUGACGACAAAGCCAUGGGCUUCAAGGUGAAGAAAGCUGUUCUGUUUCCCCAUGAAGUGGAGAAAGGGUUGUGGCCUGAUGACUACUCUCUUUCUGAUCACGCCUGUCUUACAGUUGAUUUUUCACCGGCAAGAAUGCACUGUUCCAGGUUGCAAAACUGAACCUAGCUUCUUGUCUGCGCCACAGAUCGUUCAAGAAAACAUGUUUGUAUGAAUGGAAACAGAUGUAUAGCCUGUAAGAAGACGCUCUCUAUGCUGCCCUGCAUGCAUAUUUGUUUGGAGUCAGCUUUGUGCAGAAGAUAUAUAUAUAGCCAAUUUUGUCUUGGUUCAUGCCAACUUUUUCAGGCCAUGGAAGAACUGUGUAUAGGUAUUUUUAUUUGUAAUACAAAAUGUAUUCACAAGCUGGAAUUAGUUCCUGCCUACUUCCUUUGAACUUACUGCAAUUGCUCAGCUCAAUUAUGUGCCUAAAGGUGAAAUUCUAAAGUUUCCUUCUAGUUA
This is a messenger RNA of Prosopis cineraria, 2070 nucleotides long. RefSeq lists its product as uncharacterized. Gene Ontology annotation, molecular function: 3'-5'-RNA exonuclease activity; calcium ion binding. Bases 433 to 1734 code for a protein of 433 amino acids. The record is from RefSeq and is a predicted model, not a curated record. The transcript has 11 exons. Lineage: Eukaryota; Viridiplantae; Streptophyta; Magnoliopsida; Fabales; Fabaceae.